UGAUAAAAUGGGAUGGUGGUAAAAAAGAACAAAAUAAGGGUGGGUGUCAGUCGUAAGUCGAUAAACCACGCGAAACGCGGACAACUAUGCGCGCAACUGCAAUAUGGUAAACGGGGAAAAAGCGCAAUGCGGUUCAAGGAUGCCGACAUCUCGGUACCAUCGCAUUUUGUUCUAAAUAACAAUCAAUCACACAGAAAUUCUUUUGACCUUGAAAACCUCGACGAAGUUAAAAAUCACAACGAUCCAACUACAAUUGACGAAGAAAAAAACGCAGAUUUUCAAAUUGCUGAGGACACCAGUUUAUGGUCUUCCAUUGCGAAUAGUAGAACUAACGCGAAUCUUGAUUCUGGCAGUUGCAAUAAUAUCAACAACAUUUUCCCAGUCUCAAAACUUUAUCAGAGUAGUUCUACUGAAAGUCUCGAAGAUUUCGAAGAAUCUGAAGAUCAUUCACAUGAAUCAGCACCAUCAGAUUGGUCUGAUUGGUCAGAAGAUAGCAAUGUACCGCCGGGAUGUCGCGGUAUUGUUAACCCUAAUUACCCAGGAUUUCAUCACCUCGGUCCAUCCUUACUUUCUGACACUGACCUGACUGAAGAUGAAUUAGACAUACACGAUAUUCCAAGAGUAAACAAAAUUCAAGAUUCUGUUGAUAUUGGAAAUGAAUUCAACAAUAACAUUAAAGAGCAAUUAACUUCGGAAAAUAUCAACCAACUCAGUGGUCAUAAUUUUGAGCAUAAGACAUUUUACGACAAACCAAAAUUCAACAUUCAUAAUAUAUCUUCUCUUUGUGAUUCAGUUAUAACUCCAUCAGAAAAGUGCAUAAAUUAUGUAAGAGCUGUCAAAAUUUCCCAAAACGAGGAUGUUGCAGAAUCAAAAGUUAAUGAAACAGUAGAAAAUUUCACAGAGAAAAAUAAUUUUCAACUGUUCGAGACUGCUCUGAGAAAAUGCAAAACAGAAGAUUCAGUAGUUGAAGUUGAAAUUGUCGAAUUGAUGACUAGUGUUAAAGAAAGUCUUCAAUUUCCGGAAAUAGAAGAAAUAUCUGAAUUCACUAAAACGAGUGAGAUAUCUGAAGACGUUGACUUGAUACGAGAAGCAAAAGAAUUGCCUCGUCAAAUGGGGGCAUCUAUUACCAAUAAUGUCGAAGAUUCGGCAAAUAACACUGACUCUGAAAGUUAUUCAGAAGAAAAUCAACCUUACUCAAAACUAGAUGAAAUUGAUCUUUUAUCUAGUAUCGGACGUGACAUUGGUGUUGAUCUUGAGAAAUAUGUUCAACCAGUACCAGACGUAAUUGCAAUGGAAACAGUUGAAAUUCGAUCAUCGAGAACACGAUUUACUAAUGCAUUCGUGAAGGAAGCUCAAAAGGUGGAUACAAAUAAACUUUUGGAUAGAGAAUUACCUGAAACUUCAAUCCCAGAUUUCAAGAAGAAAGAGAAAAUGGUUAAAAAUCAAGCCAAGAGAAAAGAACAUACUCAUUUUGGAUGUUCAGAUAAGUGUACCACAGAUGUUGAAAAUUUAGCCGGCGAUUUUGAUGUCUACAAUAUUGAAACAGCAAUGCCUAAAAUUGACUUGGAUGCAAUAGAAAUACAUUUAAAAGCAGCAAGAGAAGAAGAACGUCGGAGAAGAAAUGACAGAGAAGAAAUUCGAAAAAGGUUGGCUAUGGGUUCAGAUGCAGAUGAACUUAAAGCUGAAAAAGGCAAGAAACCUAGUCUUCAGUCACGUCUUCAAAAUGGUAUGAAUCUACAAAUCUGCUUUAUGAAUGAAGCAUCAUCAGAUACAGAAUCUCCAAGCGUGGAGAAGGAGAUUUUGUCGAAUUCAACCUCAUCCAUAGUAACAGGGCAAAGUCAUCAGAUUCUUGGAAGAAAUUUAAUACCUCAAGUAUUGAGUCUUCCACCAUUACGACUUGACAUUGUUUCUAAUUCUGCACCUAUUGAUGAAGCUGAUUUUUUUGCUCGACAAACAAGAUUGCAAAUGGAAGCACGAAUUGCGCUUUCCCAAGCUAAAGAAAUGGCUCAUAUGCAGGUGGAAGUUGAAAGGCAAAAACUCAAACAUAGUCCCAUCACGGAAAUGGUUCGAUCGAGUCUUGCGAAGAUUGGCAUACAGCUGGGUGAAGAAAGACGAAGACUUUCUCGAAUGUUACUUACGGAACUGAAUGUUGCUCAACUUCAAGUUCUAGCAAAUGAUCUCCAUGCACGAAUAGCCACAUUAAACGAGAAUUUAGUAGAAGGUUUACUUAGGAGAGACGAUCUUCAUAUGGAACAAGACUCAAUGCUAGUAGAUGUAGAGGAUCUCACACGAUAUCUAGGUGCCAAGCAGGAAUCGUUAAAAAAGAAACAGCCUUUCAAGGGGAAAACUGUUUCCUUAAAUAAAACUUACAAACAUCAACAUACUCCUAAUUCACCUUACCUUCAAGCAAAUAGUGAAAUAAAAAGUCAACAGUGAUCAAAUCAAGUCUAACCAAAUUUGCAUCUAAAUAAAUAUAAAAUUUAUAACAUAAAUAAAUUAUUAUUAUCAGUGUAAGCAAUGAAAAGAGUAUGACUCACACAACUAAAAUUUUUGAGAAACACGUUAUGAGUUCGCAUCAACAUUUUUGCCUUAAUAGCACCGCUUGUUUCUGCAACGUUGCAUCAUCAUUUUCGACAAUGAAAAUUUACUCUUAAAACCUUUUCAUAUUUAAAAUAAUGAUCAUAUAACGUUCCAGAAAUAAUGUCUGCUAUUAAAAGGAAAAAAGAACUUGAAGUCGAACAUUUUUUUCCAUGUAGAAUUAAAACAAUAUACUUAUUGAUAAUUGUAAGAAUCAUAUUCGAAUGAAACACAGUUAACAUAUAAAAGUAUAAACUAUUUAAAACUCGUUUAAAUUAUGCAUAUUAUUCACGUACAAUAAGUCAGAGUUUAAAACUUGGAAUUAAAAUUAAUUCAAAAAAGAUUUCUACUUAAUGCUUUCAUCUUGUUCGCUUAUUAGAUUCGCUAAAAAUGUAACAAAUCUCUAUUACUAUCUCCAUUAUUAUUAUACAGAACAAAAGUCAUUCGAAAUUAAAAUAGGAACUAUAAACAUUUAUAAGUUGUACAAAAAUAAACGUAAAGCGAUAUAAAAA
Molecule: messenger RNA, 3089 nt
Organism: Leptopilina boulardi
Lineage: Eukaryota; Metazoa; Arthropoda; Insecta; Hymenoptera; Figitidae
Gene: Schip1
Product: schwannomin-interacting protein 1 homolog
Exons: 11
Coding region: 13-2436 (807 amino acids)
Biological process (GO): positive regulation of hippo signaling
Cellular component (GO): cell junction; plasma membrane
Source: RefSeq, a predicted model, not a curated record